UCCACACACAGUGGAUAAUAAACACCUCCGGCUCCAGUGCGUGUGCAGAGAGCUCUAUAAAGGCAAGUCUCUAACACUUAACAGAUAAAGUUCCUAAUCGUAUUGGGUAACAUCUGAUAUAACCAGAUACACCCUAAACAUGGAGAUAGCGGCGUUAAAGAAGUCCUUCUCAGAAUUUUACUUCGAAGCACCUGGCUUGAACUCUCCUUCUUCUAACUUAACCGAAGACGAGAAAAAACAGAUAUGCUCCUUGCUGGGGGAUGUUGAACUGCACCUCCUGUACAAAGCCAGCAUUCAUGGAUACACAGCUUCAGCUUUCCACCAGAGAUGUGACCACCAAGGACCGACACUGAUUGUGGCCUAUUCCGACACAGGCGACAUCUUUGGGGGCUACACCAGUAAAGAUUACACUCAAACAAGGCAAUAUAUUAAUGAUGAAAAGGCAUUUCUGUUCAGACUCCAAGGCACGACCCCGGUCCAGUUUAAAGUUACAACACCUAAUGGCAACAAAGCUCGUUAUGAUGACUAUAAUGGAGGUCCUUGCUUUGGGCAAGAAGUGUAUUUCCUAUACAGUAACAGUGCACAAGUGUACUGUAAUCUUAGCAACAUCUACAGGUUUAAUGAAAAUAAUCAUUCAGUAAAUAAUUCUGGUCCAAGGCCCCGCACGUUGCGUACAAACUAUCAUCAAUUAAAUCGGCACCUCUCUGAUGUCAACGGGAUGAAUUAUAGUCUGAGUGAAUGUGAAGUCUUCAAGGUAACAGAUGCACCCAAAAUUGCUCCCCAAGCUUCUGUGCAGAAACCAUGGAGGAACGUUCUCUGGACAGCUGAAAGAAGAGCAGAGCUCAUGGAAUCAAUCAAGACUUACAAACCCCUGAUUAGCACUGUGAACAGGAUCCGGGUUCUGCUGAUCGGUCCUAUUGGUGCUGGGAAGUCCAGUUUCUUCAACUCCAUCAACUCUGUGUUCAGGGGCCAUGUGACCAGCCAAGCCAUGUCAGGAUCUUCAGGCACCAGCAUCACUACCCAGUUCCGCACCUACACAGUGAAGGCUGGCCGUGAGGGAAAUGCUUUGCCGUUGAUUUUCUGUGACACUAUGGGAUUGGAGGAGUCAUCAGGGGCUGGACUGGACAUUGAUGACAUCAGCAGCAUCAUAAAAGGUUACAUCCCAGACCGGUAUAAAUUCAACCCUGCAGCAGCAUUUCAGCCAGAUGAUAGAGUGGCUCUCAAGCCUGUCACUCUGCAGGACAAAGUCCACUGUGUUGCCUAUGUCCUGGACGCUGGUAAAGUGUCCCUCCUGCCCAGUAAAGUGGAGGAAAAACUCGCAGCGAUUCGCCAGAGGGUCAACUCACUGGGAAUUCCUCAAAUUGUUCUGCUCACUAAAGUAGAUGAAGUUUGUCCUGAUGUGGGAAAAGAUCUACAGAACAUUUACUUCAGUGCCUACAUCAAGACUAAGUUCCAGGAGACGAGUAAUCGUGUAGGCCUACCCAUGUCUAAUAUAAUGCCAGUGAAGAACUACAGUCAUGAGCUGGACUUGGAGCUGAACUGUGACAUCCUGCUCCUAACUGCAGUGCAACAGAUGCUCCGCUUUGCGGAUAACUACUUUGAUGACAUCAAUCCUGUGUAGGACAUCAUUUUCUAAAGUAGUAGAUGGAUUCAUUUAGAUGCUUUCUUACAGAUACUUAGUUACUUAGUGAACUGUAGGUAAAAUUAAUAAAGAAAUAAUUCAGUAGUCCUAUGUUUAACAUUAUAGUUAGGGCCUAAAGGUAAGGACAGAGUUGGGUCUUGGUUCAGGUUAUAGAAAGUUUAAAAUGUAUGUAUGUUAAAAUCUCUGUAUGUGAAACUUAAUCAUUUAGCAAGCACAACCCAUUUAUAGCUCAGGUUACUUUAUGAAUUGUGGCUAACAUUAAUAAAGAACUAAUUCAGUAGUCCUAUGUGUAAUCUUAUGGUUCAAGCCUAAAGCCUGGGAUAAGAUCAGGGUUCGGUGGAGGGUAGAGACAGGCUAAAAUGUAAAACUUUGUUCUGGAAGAAGGUUAAUCCUCCUGCUGCCAAACUAUGGCUUGAGGAACUGAUAUCUACUCUGCACUUGGAGAGAAUCAGAUAUCUUUUAAAGGGCAACAUUGGACAGUUUCACAAGAUUUGGGACCCUUUCUUCUGUUACCUCAAGAGUAAUUCUAUUCCUUAAUGCAAUGUAAAGUAACUUAAAAGUUGUUUUGAAUGUCAGUGUAUCUUAUAUUAACAGGCUGGAGAAGGGGUGUUACAUUUACUGUGUUAUUUUUAUUUUAUUUUUUUAUUUGUAAGUUUUUGUGCAUAUAAGAAAAUUCAUACUGGAACUUGUGAUUAUUGUAAGGUUAUUCAAUGACUGAAUAAAAAACUUAUUUGACAAAAAAAAAAAAGUAAAACUUUGUUCAAUAUUUAGCAUGCAUAAGCCAUUUACAGUUAUAAAUAAAACUCUAUUCUGAUGUCAGA
Molecule: messenger RNA, 2463 nt
Organism: Pangasianodon hypophthalmus (striped catfish)
Lineage: Eukaryota; Metazoa; Chordata; Actinopteri; Siluriformes; Pangasiidae
Product: interferon-induced protein 44-like
Exons: 9
Coding region: 140-1621 (493 amino acids)
Source: RefSeq, a predicted model, not a curated record